UGAAUGACAGGUGGAGCCCACAUGAAGCCCAAGCAGGCAGCACUCCGUCUCACCUGAACCCACCCUCAACCCCAUUCCGAUCUCGUCGCCCGCCGCCGGCAGCCGCGUCUUCCUGCGCUUCCGCCGCCGGCGCCUCCUGCCGUUGCCGCCGAAGUCAUACCUUUCGGAGACCCCGCACCAUCGUUUUCUUAGGUUGCCGCCAGUUCUCAGCAGCGUACCACAACCCGCGGCUGCGUGAAACGUUGCAGCGAUGGAGCGAAUCGGCGGCGGCGAGAAGCAGCUGGAGGAUUGCACCGUGUCCAAUGCUCUAGGAACUUGGUUCUUCUCGGUUGCUGGUGCUCUUGUUGCUAUUCCAGUGGGCAUAAAGAAGAAAUCCUUAGCUCCGCUGGUCUUCUUUGGCACCACGGGAACCAUGCUUGACAUCAUCAUGGGCAUUAGCCAGUGUGAGCGGGAGCAUGCUGAGCGGCAGAUGAAGCUUCUGGAAGCGCAGAACCUUUCGGCGAAUGCUUCAACUGGGAGUGAAAACUCGGAAUCCUUUGGCAAUGCAGACAAGUGAAAUGCAUCUUUUGUUUUUCUAACUUCUAGCAUCACCUCUCAUGACUGGAAAUCGUGCUCGUAUGCCAAUUUGACGCCUCUGGAAAUUCUGAAAUAUGGUUGUCCUUCGUAUUCCUAAUAAUGAGUAAUUGUGCAUUGAGCAAUGAUCA
This is a messenger RNA of Phragmites australis (common reed), 704 nucleotides long. RefSeq lists its product as uncharacterized. The transcript is spliced from 2 exons. The record is from RefSeq and is a predicted model, not a curated record. Bases 251 to 556 code for a protein of 101 amino acids. NCBI's taxonomy places the organism in Eukaryota, Viridiplantae, Streptophyta, Magnoliopsida, Poales, Poaceae.